CACCACUUAUCCAGCCUCCUCAACUCCUGAAUGCAGGUGCAUUAUGAUUGCCAAAUAAUCGCUUCGGGUGGCACUGGGCAGUGAUGCCAGUGCCUGUCAUGCUCAAAAGUCAUGGAGAGUCCGGCCAAGAGACGGAAGAAGAACGAUUCGAAGCCUGCCGCAGUGCCGCACCGAAGCCUUGAUUUCUUCUUUCGCAAGCAAAAUGAACAACAGAAAGAAGGAGGAACCGGUACAGUACGACGCGAAGACGGGGAGACACAAGGGUCGUAUACUCCGAAGACACAGCUGACUGAUGAGGAGCUGGCCAGAAAGCUCCAAGCAGAAUGGGCGAAAGACGAUGGAUCGCACGAACCCAAUCUCAGGGACGCUGGUGGCAACCAGUCCCCAAAGCCUGCAGAAGAACACGAGCAUAAAGCCGAAGAGGAUGUGAAAGACUUCGUAUCCGCUGCUCUUGGAAAGACCCCUUCACCCGAGCCUAUGUCACAAUCGAACACGAACAAGAAUAGUGUACUCGGAUUGCAGUCUACGGCUUCAGAAGAAGACACAAUCACACUAACGAUCCCCUUUGACCAGAGUCCUUUGACGUUCGAUCCUUCACACUAUGUUCCUGAUCUGAAGAGGCACUGGGCGGCAGACGGAGGUAACGCGUCAUACGCACUUCUAACUCGAUGCUUCGUGCUGGUCAAUUCAACUCAAAGUCGGAUCAAAAUUGUGGACACAUUGGUCAAUUGUCUCAGAGUCAUGAUCGAGGCCGACCCGGAGAGCCUUCUGCCUGCUGUCUGGCUGGCGACGAACUCCAUUUCACCUCCUUAUAUCUCUCUGGAACUAGGGCUGGGUGGCUCUGCGAUUUCCAAGGCUUUGAAGAAAGUGUGCGGUCUCGAUGGUGCUGGUUUGAAAACACUUUAUGACAAGCAUGGAGACGCAGGAGAUGUUGCGUUUGAAGCAAAGAAGCGACAGAGCUUCACACUGAGAAAACCGAAGCCGCUUACUAUCAAGAGCGCGUAUCAAACGCUGGUCAAGAUUGCCAACAGCAAGGGCCAUGGCAGUGUUGAACAGAAGCAGCGACUUGUGGAACGCCUCCUCCAAGAUGCGCGAGGACCCGAAGAAUCUCGAUACGUCGUGAGGACUUUGGUCCAGCAUCUGCGAAUCGGAGCCGUUAAGACGACCAUGUUGAUUGCCCUGGCACGGGCUUUCCAGCUCUCGCGUCCGGCAGGCGCGGACUUCCCCAUCCGAAACGCCGCCGAGCUAGCAAAGCUCAAGAAAGAGGAACUGGCUGUUUUAUGGUCAAAAGCAGAAGAGACCGUGAAGACAUGCUUUGCGCGAAGGCCAAAUUAUAACGAUCUCGUGCCUGGCCUGCUGGAGGUUGGGGUGUCAGAAGAGCUGCUGCUGCGUUGCGGCCUGGCACUGCACAUCCCGCUCCGCCCUAUGUUGGGUAGCAUUACUCGGGACUUGAGCGAGAUGCUCACAAAAUUACAAGGCCGAGAUUUCAGUUGUGAAUUUAAAUACGACGGCCAGCGAGCGCAAGUUCAUUGUGACGAACGUGGCAAAGUAUCCAUCUUCUCUCGCCAUCUCGAAGUCAUGACAGACAAAUACCCCGAUUUGGUGGCGCUGGUGCCCGAAAUCCGCGGCGACGGUGUAUCCAGCUUCAUCUUGGAAGGAGAAGUUGUUGCUGUCGAUAGAAAUACAGGCGAGCUCAAGACCUUCCAGACUCUCACCAACCGAGCCAAGAAGGACGUCGAUAUCGGUUCCAUCCAAAUCGAUGUUUGCUUAUUUGCAUUCGAUCUCAUGUACCUCAAUGGCGAGCCGUUGCUAGAUCGCCCCUUUCGAGAGCGACGUGGUCUGCUCCGCAGCAUGUUCAUUGAGAAAGAACAUCACUUUACAUGGGUGAACAGCGUUGAUGCCACAUCUUCAGAUUCCGAGUCUGUGCUGGAGUUCUUCAAAUCGGCGACCGACAUGAAGUGCGAAGGCAUCAUGGUCAAAGUGCUGGACAACUUGCCGAAUCCUGAUUUUGCGGGCCCAGAAGAAGACGAGGAAGUACCCGCAGCUGCGCCCGUGACCCCAAGCAAGAAGAAAGGCGGCAAGAAAGGACAAGCCGAAAGACAAGAGGAGAAAGCAAAAGGUACCCGUCGCAAAGCCCUCCUCUCGACAUACGAGCCGGACAAACGGCUCGACUCCUGGCUCAAAGUGAAAAAAGACUACGCGCAGUCGGCCGAUACGAUCGACCUCAUCCCCGUGGCUGGGUGGCAUGGCCAAGGUCGCAAAGCGAAGUGGUGGUCUCCUAUCCUGCUCGCGUGCCGCAACCCCGAGACUGGGAGUUUGGAGGUCGUCACCAAGUGCAUCUCGGGAUUCACGGACAAGUUCUAUCAAGCGAACAAGGAGAAGUACGCCGAAGACGGCGAUAACACGACGCGGACGAAACCGAGUUACAUCGAGUACAGCGCGUACGAGCCUGAUGUAUGGUUCGAGCCCCAAGAAGUGUGGGAGAUGGCCUUUGCAGACAUCACCCUGUCACCGACCUACACGGCCGCGAUCGGGCUGGUCAGUGAGGAGAGGGGUCUGAGCAUGCGGUUCCCCAGGUUUCUGAGGGUGAGAGAAGACAAGAGCAUCGAAGAGGCGAGUACGAGCGAGUUCUUGGCCGGUCUGUACAGGAAGCAGGAGGCGCGGAUCAAGGAGACCGGAAAGGCUGGAGGAGAAGGGGAUGGAGACGAAGACGAGUUUGAAGCUUAGAUGUCUUGCCGGCAGUGACUGCCAAAACCCUCGGAAAACAGUUGGAUUUUCCAAGCUCACUUGUAUAGUAACGCUUGUUCAUGCAUGAAAUGAAAUGGAU
This is a messenger RNA of Cladophialophora immunda, 2827 nucleotides long. RefSeq lists its product as uncharacterized. Gene Ontology annotation, biological process: double-strand break repair via alternative nonhomologous end joining; DNA biosynthetic process; DNA recombination. Lineage: Eukaryota; Fungi; Ascomycota; Eurotiomycetes; Chaetothyriales; Herpotrichiellaceae. The transcript has a single exon. Gene Ontology annotation, molecular function: DNA binding; DNA ligase (ATP) activity; ATP binding. Gene Ontology annotation, cellular component: DNA ligase III-XRCC1 complex. Bases 112 to 2727 code for a protein of 871 amino acids. The record is from RefSeq and is a predicted model, not a curated record.